This is a messenger RNA of Hibiscus syriacus, 1407 nucleotides long. RefSeq names its product ran GTPase-activating protein 1-like. The record is from RefSeq and is a predicted model, not a curated record. Lineage: Eukaryota; Viridiplantae; Streptophyta; Magnoliopsida; Malvales; Malvaceae. The transcript is spliced from 2 exons. Bases 16 to 462 code for a protein of 148 amino acids.
AUUUGAUUAGUAAGGAUGGUGUUGGAAACGAGGCUGUUGUUGUGGAUGAGGAUGUCAAGAACACGAAAAAGGAGAGGAAGUAGAGAUGGCAGAGGAGAGGAGGGAGGAAAAGAAGAGGAGCAGGAUGAACAAGAUGAACAAGAGGAGCAGCAUGAAGAACAAGAUGAACAAGAGGAGCAAGAUGAACAAGAAGAGCAGGAUGAAGAACAAGAUGAGUAUGAGGACAACCAUGGAGAAGGCUUUCCUAUUUCACCAAAAGGUGACAAUUUGGAUCCAACAAAUCUUCUUGAAGGAAUGGAAACUGCCGAUCUCCCUUUUGCAACUGGUUGCACAUUCACGAUAAUUCUCAGAGAAUUUCUUGUCUCUAGGGUCAAUGCGCAGACAGUUCCCGCUGUCUCGUCCUUUCUCGUAAUGCUAACAAGAGAGGCUGAUGACGAAAUGAUAUUUCCCAUAAUUCUUUGAAGUAAACAAUAAGAGGUUGAAUUGAUGGCAAUGGGAUAAGUCAUCUGAAUUUGAUAUGUGCAUGGUCAAAUGCAGCAUCUGAUGGAGAAAGCUAGAAUGUUGUAUGCUGCAAAAGACAAGCUUGUGGAGAUUCCAGUAUGCACCAACAAGUGAUGCUCCAUGAGCUGCAACGAAGGGAUAGCGUUAUCGAGCAUUUGCAAAAGGCCAAGUUUGAAGAACAGCAGAAGAGGCAGAUGGAGGUUUAUAGGCUAGAGCGGGAGCUCUAUUUGAUGGAAAAUCUAUUAAAUGGAUACAGAAAGGCUUUGAAGGAAACAAACAGAGCUUUUGCGGAAUAUCGAGCAUGUUAUUCCCUGCCUGAUGAGCCACUUUACAAGGAUGUUAGUGGGUCUGGGGAUUAGUUCUGAGCGCUAGGGAAAUAGAAAAGCAGCAACUGAAACAAGAAGAAGAGAGAGCUUAAUAGACUGUUAAUUGAGAAUAAGAUUAAGGGUUUUGAAGCUGGGUGGAUAGGAAAUUUGAUGCCCACAAGGAUGCAGUUUCUUUUCUGAAUAACAAAUUGGUUGAUGCUGAGAAUGAAGUUAAACUUCUUAAAGAGCUUUCCAACAGAAGGUUUCAGGUACUCCAGAAUGUGUUCCAAAUGAAAUUGAAAUGUCUAGUCAGUAAGUUAUGUCCAGUAAGUUUUAUGUCAAGCAGAACUACUCUUAUAUGUUAAACAAUAUGCAUCAUGUGCAGCAUCUGCGUAUAGAGUCCUUUGUUCUAGUUGGAAAGUUAGUAGCAACAGAUGGUUUAGCUUCUUGGAUUUUUUUGUGGUUCACAACAUUUGGAGGUCCAUACUUGAUUCUGAUUUACCUGUUUUACUUUAGGACUUUCUUGGAAUAUGCAUUCUGGGAAAUGGUUGCUUCAAUCUAUAUCUCUUUAUGGUACAAGUUAGAUCAGGACUUUUGCUGG